Molecule: messenger RNA, 924 nt
Organism: Penicillium oxalicum
Lineage: Eukaryota; Fungi; Ascomycota; Eurotiomycetes; Eurotiales; Aspergillaceae
Gene: mrsA
Product: putative mitochondrial carrier protein
Exons: 7
Coding region: 1-924 (307 amino acids)
Biological process (GO): iron import into the mitochondrion
Cellular component (GO): mitochondrial membrane
Molecular function (GO): ferrous iron transmembrane transporter activity
Source: RefSeq, a predicted model, not a curated record
AUGGCGUCGUCUCCAGACCAGAUUCCGGGCCAGGAAUACGAUUAUGAAGCCCUUCCUUCUAAUUAUGGCCUAGGCCAUAAUAUGCUUGCCGGUGCAUUUGCAGGGAUAGCGGAGCACUCGGUCAUGUACCCAGUUGACUUGCUCAAGACCCGCAUGCAGAUCCUGAACCCGUCCACAGGUGGCCUCUACACCGGCUUGACCAACGCGGUCUCGACAAUUUACCGGAUUGAAGGUCUGCGAACACUAUGGAAGGGUGUCUCGAGUGUGAUCAUUGGAGCUGGCCCGGCACAUGCGGUUUACUUCGGCACCUACGAAAUCGUCAAGGAGAUGGCCGGUGGCAAUGUGGAUGAUGGGCAUCAUCCUUUCGCAGCAGCACUGAGCGGAGCAUCUGCGACUAUUGCCAGCGAUGCGCUGAUGAACCCCUUUGACGUCAUGAAGCAGCGAAUGCAGGUCCACGGUUCCGUUCACAAAAGUCUGAUGCAAUGCGCCAAGUCCGUGUACCGCGCCGAAGGUCUCCAGGCCUUCUAUGUCUCUUACCCGACGACUCUCUGCAUGACCGUGCCUUUUACCGCCACACAGUUCGUCGCCUAUGAGUCCAUCUCCAAGGUCAUGAAUCCCAAGGGCGAGUACGAUCCUUUCACUCACUGCAUGGCGGGUGGUCUGGCCGGUGCCUUUGCUGCCGGUAUCACGACCCCUCUCGAUGUGGUCAAGACCCUCCUGCAGACCCGUGGUCUCGCCCAGAGUGAGGAAAUUCGAUCGGCUCGGGGUCUCUUCAACGCGGCGGCGAUCAUCAAGCGCCAGUUUGGUUGGAGCGGUUUCCUGCGCGGCAUGCGGCCCCGUAUCAUCUCUACUAUGCCCAGUACCGCCAUCUGCUGGACCUCCUAUGAAAUGGCCAAGGCUUAUUUCAAGAGUCUCUCCGAAUAA